AUGCUGCAGCUGUGCAUCGGACGCGGCAAGCAUCGCCUCUGCCGCCGCCGCGCGGUCGCGCCACUCGUUGAUCUGCGCGUCCCUGUCGGCGAUCUCCUUACGGAACGCCGCCGCGUCGUUGAUGAGGCCGAAGGACACAAGCGUUGGCUGCUUCAGCUUCCGCUCCGUGUGCGACCCACCACCACCACUGCUGCUGCUACCGCAGCCUCCCCCGGGGCCGCUCUGCGCCGGCACGUAUACACAAUCAUCAUCACCACUAGCGUUGUUACUGUUACUGCCGUUGGGGUUGUUAUGGUUAUGGUCUUCCUCCCCUUGUGCGACGGGGUCACCAGCCUGCGUUGA
This is a messenger RNA of Trypanosoma grayi, 342 nucleotides long. RefSeq lists its product as hypothetical. NCBI's taxonomy places the organism in Eukaryota, Euglenozoa, Kinetoplastea, Trypanosomatida, Trypanosomatidae. The coding region runs from base 1 to 342 and encodes 113 amino acids. The record is from RefSeq and is a predicted model, not a curated record. The transcript has a single exon.